This is a messenger RNA of Vicugna pacos (alpaca), 1998 nucleotides long. It is a transcript of the gene DBR1, whose product is annotated as debranching RNA lariats 1. Gene Ontology annotation, molecular function: RNA lariat debranching enzyme activity. Lineage: Eukaryota; Metazoa; Chordata; Mammalia; Artiodactyla; Camelidae. Gene Ontology annotation, biological process: mRNA splicing, via spliceosome. The record is from RefSeq and is a predicted model, not a curated record. Gene Ontology annotation, cellular component: nucleus.
GAUCCUUCUCUCGCGAGAUUUGGAAACCGGAAGUGAGUUAUAUUGCAAGAGUCUCACUUGUAAGAGGCGGCAUCUCAGUUAAGGUUGGCGGGAGCUGAGCGAUCAGUCCGGCUUGGGCUGGCUCUGGUUUGAGGGGUUGCGGGCAGCGCUUCCCGCCUCGGGCCGGCAGGAUGCGGGUGGCUGUGGCCGGCUGCUGCCACGGCGAGCUGGACAAGAUCUACGAGACGCUGGCGCUGGCGGAGCGGCGCGGCCCCGGGCCGAUAGACCUUCUGCUGUGCUGCGGCGACUUCCAGGCAGUGCGCAACGAGGCCGACCUGCGCUGCAUGGCCGUGCCGCCCAAGUACCGCCACAUGCAGACCUUCUACAGAUAUUACUCUGGAGAGAAAAAGGCCCCAGUUCUCACAAUUUUCAUUGGGGGAAACCAUGAAGCCUCAAAUCAUUUGCAAGAGUUACCCUACGGUGGCUGGGUGGCACCCAACAUUUAUUAUUUAGGUUUGGCAGGUGUAGUAAAAUACCGAGGCGUAAGGAUUGGUGGAAUCUCUGGUAUAUUUAAAUCUCAUGACUAUCGAAAAGGUCAUUUUGAGUGCCCCCCUUAUAAUGCAGCAACAAUAAGGAGUAUAUAUCAUGUGAGAAAUAUCGAAGUGUACAAAUUAAAACAGCUGAAGCAGCCUAUGGACAUAUUCCUAUCUCACGAUUGGCCAAGAAGUAUAUAUCAUUAUGGAAAUAAGAAGCAGCUUCUUAAGACUAAAUCUUUUUUCCGACAAGAAGUGGAAAAUAAUACGUUAGGAAGUCCUGCAGCCUCAGAGCUUUUGGAGCACUUAAAACCUACUUACUGGUUUUCCGCACACCUCCAUGUGAAGUUUGCAGCCUUGAUGCAACAUCAGGCCAAGGAUAAAGGACAGUCAGCCAAAGCAACCAAAUUUCUAGCCUUGGACAAAUGCUUACCACACAGAGACUUUCUUCAGGUAAUAGAAAUAGAACAUGACCCCAGUGCUCCUGAUUACCUGGAGUAUGACACUGAAUGGCUGGCUAUUCUCAGGGCUACUGAUGAUCUUAUUAACGUGACUGAGCGCUUGUGGAAUAUGCCUGAAAAUAAUGGCCUGCAUACACGGUGGGAUUACAGUGCAACAAAAGAAGCUAUGAAUGAAGUAUUGGAAAAAUUGAAUCAUGACCUCAAAAUUCCAAGUAACUUUAGUGUAACUGCUCCUUGUUAUGACCCUAGCAAGCCACAGACACAAAUGCAGUUGGUUCAUAGGAUCAGUCCUCAGACUACUGAAUUUUGUGCUCGACUUGGCAUCACUGACAUUAAUGUCAGGCUUCAGAAGGCCAAAGAAAAACAUCAGUUGUGUGAUGACUAUGAAGGGCAGGAUGAUGUGGAGAGCAAUGACUCUGGAGAAGACCCCAGUGAAUACAACACAGACACAUCUGCCCUGUCCUCGAUUAAUCCAGAUGAGAUAAUUUUAGAUGAAGAAGAGGAAUAUGAAGAUAGUAUUGUAAGUGCACACAGUGACAUGAAUACACCAUCUGUAGACCCUUCUUCUGAUCAAGCUUCGGACUUUUCUGCAAGCUUUUCUGAUGUCAGGAUCUUGCCAAGUUCCAUGAUUCUAUCUUCUGAUGAUACAUCAGGUUCCCCAGUUGGCAAGGAGGGGAAACCUGGUGAGCCUGUGGAAUUGGAGGAUGGAAAGGACUUAACCUCAGUGCCGUUGAAGAGGCUGAGUAAUGAACAUGAACCCGAACAAAGAAAGAAAAUUAAGAGGAGGAAUCAAGCCAUCUAUGCUGCAGUAGAUGAUGAUGAUAUAGCCUAAGACAAGUUGCUUGUCAGUAUUAUAUGUAGAUAUGUGAUUUUUGAGAUUAUAUUUUUAGAAUUGGAUUUUUGACUCAAGACUUAACUUUGUAAUAAUGAAAUUAUAUAAGAAACUUUUAGUUAGGUAUCAACUUUAUCUUUAGGCCUUUGUAUGUUUCAGAUAAAUAUUAAAAUUUUGUAUAUUACUUGAUUAA